Messenger RNA from Nezara viridula (southern green stink bug), 558 nucleotides. The record is from the annotation of a GenBank genome assembly. Lineage: Eukaryota; Metazoa; Arthropoda; Insecta; Hemiptera; Pentatomidae.
AUGAGGCACACGUGGGUGUUUCUGAUUGUUAUCGUAGUUUCCUCAGUGUGGACUGAAAGCCAAGCAAAUAAUUCGGAAACAUCUCUAAGUUCAAAGAGCAAAGUUGCUCAUCCGGUGAAGCAUAGCAGCGCGGACCAUUCGAAGAAACCUCAUCUGGAUACAAGUCACAAGUCGGACAAACAUGGCCAUUCUCAAUGCCUGAAGUCCAAGCAAGAAGACAAGCCGAUGAGCUUGACGAAGAAGAACGAACAGAAACACGACCAAAAGCAUGGAGCUGAGAUAAUGCACACGACGAUUAGUCCUGCACAUAAAUCCAUAGUACAUGAUAGUAGGAUGAAGCCCACGACUAAGAAACCCGAACAUAAGAACAUGGAGAGUGCGAAAGGAAGAAUUACAACAACAACGAAGACGACUCCCACAACUCAUAAACCUGCUGUUACUCCUAUAUCUGGAGUAAUUUACUUUAGAAUGAUAGAUGUUCCUAUACGCAUUCAUUGUCCAAUGGGUCAACUCCCAGACAGAAGAGGAAAAUGUAGAGUAAUGUUUUCUAAUAAGUAA